Apis dorsata (giant honeybee) is the source of this 5287-nucleotide messenger RNA. RefSeq names its product ski oncogene. Gene Ontology annotation, molecular function: DNA-binding transcription factor activity, RNA polymerase II-specific; RNA polymerase II cis-regulatory region sequence-specific DNA binding; SMAD binding. Gene Ontology annotation, cellular component: nucleus. NCBI's taxonomy places the organism in Eukaryota, Metazoa, Arthropoda, Insecta, Hymenoptera, Apidae. Gene Ontology annotation, biological process: negative regulation of BMP signaling pathway. The transcript has 3 exons. The record is from RefSeq and is a predicted model, not a curated record. The coding region runs from base 1789 to 3912 and encodes 707 amino acids.
AUCUGUAACGUGCAUACAUAUAUACAUGUAUAUAUCACACACUGGUUUGAUAGAUAGGAAAGUACGAUAGAUACGAAACUGCUAACGUGGUAGGCACACAGCACGGUAGGAGGCCGAGCGUUAUGCUGGCUUGGUGGAAAAAGCGGUGUUAGUAAGGAAUAUAGUGAACUUCGCUUGACGACAUGAUACUUGUGAAAGAGUAUCAGAAUUCGUGUAAAGUUUAUGAUAAUUAUACGUAGUUAAGCAAAAAUAUGAGUGCUCAAGACAAUUAUAUACACAAGCAUACAUAUAUAAAAUUGUAUGUAAUUAAGAGUACAAUGCUCUGUAUGGUUAUAAAAGUACACAAUGAUACGCGUAUACUCCUUUAAGAGUCUUAUGCUAUCUUCUUGUGUUUACAUACGCGUACAGUUAUAGUGUAUGUGUAUAGGUGUGUAAAAAAAAAAAGAAGCAAGGUGGAGUAUUUGUACCACAAAAAAAGACAUACUGUAGGAGGGUGGGAAGGAGAGCGGGAGUGAGGGAGGGAUAGAGAAUACACGCAUGCAAUCGACGAGAACGUCUUGUCAUGAGAAGUGCGAGUAUAAACAUUAACAUUGAAUUGAACUAACGUAUCGUCAACGAAUGAUUGCAGUGCAUAUAAUUAACAUUGGUUUGACAUUGUUUGCAAUUGACAUUGUAUGAUGCCAUGAAAAAUAAUAUCUUUUUGAGUGGUUCUUCAUUUCUCACUCCGUGUGCGAUCAAUAUUACUCGGUUGUGGUAUACUGAGUCGAUCCAUUGUCUAACAGUGUCACUCAUCAUGGUGAUAAUAUUCAUCAAUCGAACGUAUUAUCAAUUUUAUUACUGCAACAAAUAGCAUUAAUAACAUAGUUAUUGAUUUAUUGUUGGUGAUCGUCAUAGUGAACGACGGUAACGACGACAGUGUAGUGACAGUGGCGACGACGGUGGCGGUGACUGUGACGGCGGCGGCAGCGACAGUGGUGGUAGAAAUAGCUGUGGCGGUGGCGGUCGAAUGGCGGUCGCGGUAGCGAUCGUGAUAGCGAUUGUAGCGACGAUAGAAACGAUAAUAUCAAAGACAGUGAGGAUAGAAACGAACAAUAGUGAUAACCAAAUUCACGAAACAAUGAAUAUGCAUUAUUUGAGGAAAUAUAUAACUCGUAUUAAAAUAACAUGAAAGAUGAAAAAAUAUGCAAAUGAAAUCAGCAAAAGGUAGAGAAAGAAAAAGCAAUCGCGAAUAAUCGUGUUUCGUUCAAAGUGUUUGUAAAGAAUUUUUAAGAAAACGAAUAAAGUGUGAUAAAUGGAAAAUUGAAUAAGAAUAAGAUAUCUUAAUUAUACAAACUCAUUCAAAGUGGCAUAAACUCGUUCAAGAACGAAUUAUCAUGUACAUGGAAGCAACAUUGCAAUGGACAAUAGAUUGCGGAUAAUAGUCAGAUCGUUGAGUUGAAUAUAAUAUUACAGCAAGGGUAAUAGACAUAGAAAAAGACACAUGAACGGGUUAAGCUUGCUCUCGAUUCGCGUGCUAAAAGAGAACGCAUUGGCUAAAAUGAACACUUUAUACUUUUCCUUACUUAGUGCUAUUUUUCUCUUAUAUAUCAGAAAUAUGUGCUAAAUGAACAAUACUUCGAUUAAGAGUGGCAAAGUGAACGCAUGUAAGUUUCUUAUAUUGUGGAUGUAAAUACAUCUGUAUUAUGAAUUGUACAAAAUAGCGUAGUAUGUUACAAGUUGUCUCGAAAAUUUCAUACAACGAUCGAAUCUGUUUUAUUCUCUUGACUCUUUUCAUAUACCAUAAAAAUAAUGGAGACAUUAUUACCCGGCAAUACGAACAAUCAAUCGUAUAGCCCGCAAUUGAAGACCGUCUUAAAGACAUAUCAAUUAUCAGCUGUGAAAAGUUUACAGGGUCCGAGUUCGGCCCUGCUUGGUAUGGACUGCAAAAGUCUAUUACAAGAACAAACACCUUGUUACUCUCCUUCAAACCGGUCGAGUAAUUGUGCCAUUGAUUCAGUAUCAGAGCAGAUUUCAAUAAAAGAUCCUGAAAAGGAUAAUUCAUCUAUAGCACCCAUCAGGCCUUGUAAAAUACGCAGAACGGAUCAACCGCUGGAAGAUUCAGAUGAAGAUCCGCAAUUGGAACGAUCGAAAAACAUUUGCGAAAAGAGAGAAUUAGAAUUUCAAAUACCUAUCUUAACAGCACCUGACCAAAGUUGUUCUGAAAGAUGUGAAACAAUUUUAGAAGGCGAAAGAAUAUCAUGUUUUGUUGUAGGGGGCGAAAGGAGGUUAUGUUUACCACAAAUAUUAAAUACGGUCUUGCAAGAAUUUUCCCUUCAUCAAAUUAAUCAAGUUUGCGAUGAAUUACAAAUUUAUUGCUCACGAUGUACACGAGAUCAGUUAGAGGAACUUAAGCAUUCAGGAAUUCUGCCGCGCAAUGCUCCUUCCUGUGGCCUUAUCACUCAAACAGAUGCUGAAAGACUUGUCAGUGCUUUACUUUUACGGACAGAAUCAUGUGAUCCUUCUCAAAUUGGUCAAACCCAAGAUAAUAUUGAAAAGAAAGUGUGCAAAAAUGAUAAUGAUGAAGAAUCUAUUGUCAAAUUUAAGGUGUAUCAUGAGUGUUUUGGAAAAUGUAAAGGCAUUUUUGAUCCAAGUUUAUUUGAAUCUGAUGAUUCAGUGUGCAUAGAAUGCAUUGAAUGUGGCUGUCAAUUUUCACCUCAACGUUUCGUUAGACAUGCUCAUAGAUCUCUUGAAAAUCGUACCUGUCAUUGGGGCUUUGAUUCUGCAAAUUGGCGAUCAUAUCUAUUACUUUCACGAGAUCAAGAACACUAUAAUAAAUCACUUACUUUAUUUCGAGAAUUGAAAGAAAAACAUCUUAGAUUGAGUUCCAAGCGAAAAUCAGAGCAUGAUUCAGAAAAAUUAAAACGAAUUAAGAAAGAUAUAGGAAGAGAAGAUUGCCCUGCAAUUUAUAAUGGAAAUGGCUUAGGCAUAUAUCAUCCUGUAUCACAAGUAGCUAAUGCAACUGAUCCAUAUCUACAAAUGUCAUGGGCAGUUUUUGAAUUAGCAGCUAGAGGAGCAUCAGCUUUUAGACCAUGGAAUACUACAAAUACAUGCAAGCAUAAAGAUAAUUCAUCAUUAGUGCCUGCAUAUCUUAGUCGUGGUCCACCUGUACUACAACAUCCAGAACAUGUGGUUCCUCUCUCUGAAUGUAAACGUUUUGAACCACAUUUUCAACCAAAUGUAGCCUUAGCACCUAUACCUGCACCAUCUGUGCCUGUAGUACUUCCACCAUCUGCUCAUCAUCAGCGGCGACAUCAUCAUGAACAUAAACGUUAUAAUCAACAUUCAUCAAGUUCUAAUGAGAAGAAAGAAAUUUUAUCAGAUAAUGUCAAAUCUGAGAAAACAUCUCCUAGUUCUGGAUCUAGUAUUGGCGUAUAUUCUGCAUUCCCUUCUUAUGAGUCUGGAAAUAAUCAAAAAGAACUGCCUCAUAAACCUAAACAAGAAAUUGGUGAAGAAGAAGAAAGUAGUGCUGCUGUAACAUCUUCUACAAUAAAUAUAGAACCACCUUUGGCUGAAAUUGGAACUUCUUCGCUAGAAAGUGAUUCUGAUUCUGAAGGAACAGCAGCAAUAGAUUUAGAAGAAAGGUUGUUAGCCUUGGAAGUACCACAAGAUGUUCUGGAGUUAGCACGGCGUAUAGUUUCAGAAAAUGCACAAUUACGACGCCAUCGACGUUCAGACGCACGCGAAAUAUUACGAUUACGUAAUCAAUUGCAAAUGCAACAAAUACAAUCAUCUAAUGAUGGUGAUAAAAAGGAGGAACCAGUGAACGCAGCAAGUGCAGCAGAUAGCACAGAAGGUAGUGAAGAAACAGAAGCUAUAUUGCCAUCAAAUAAUAAAGAGUCUGAACCUGUUGUUCUAGCUGUUAGUAAAGAAUAAAAUUAGUGAUUAGAGUUUUUUAAAUUAUUUAAUACAAAACUGCUCAGCAAUUUUUUGCAAUGCUCAUCUUUUAUCAGAUAAGCAUGCAUUAAAUUUAAUAAUAGCUAUAAUGAUAAUGAUAAAUUCUAAAUAAAUAAAAACUGUUUAGGUUAUGUGAUAAAUAGAAAGCCUUUAACGUUGUAAUCAUUAAUUUGAAAUUUUUAUUGUAAUCAUAUUUCGAUUAUAACGAUUUUAAUUAAAAUCGAAUGUAGAUAUUGUAAUAUAUAGAAAAAUAACAUAAGUUAAUUAAAAUUUAUCAUGCCAUUUAAUAACUAUACUUAAUGGUUUUUAAAUAAGUUUUUGUGUAUAUUAAAUAUGCACACAUCACAAAGAUUUUUAUGAUCAUUUGUUUAAUUGCUAAAUUAAACAGCGAUCAGAAAAUAAGAGAUUAGAUUGCUUUCCAUUUACUUUUUUUUAUAGUUAUGAUUGCAUAAUGUAAAUAUGAUCCAAGUAUCAUAGAUGUAUGUUUAUAUUGAUAAUAUUAUCAUGCAAAAUAUUGCUAAAGUACAAAAAAUCUUUAGGUGCUAUAUUAUUAUAUUAGGAAUGUUCUAAACAGAAAUCUAGGUGUAUUUCAGCAGUUCGUAUUACACCAUAAUAUCAGAAAUCUCGAUUAUAUUUUAGUUAUGGUCUUUAUAGCGUUAAAUAAUGAAAUUUUAUUUUUCGCUAAUAAACUUAAUUUGAGUGAUUAAAAAUAAAAUACGUUAAUUAUUUAUAUAUUUCAAAAUCAUUAAAUUAUAUUUAAAUAAUAUUAUAAUAAAUCAUUGAAAUUUAAUUUAUAUGGAAGAUUAUUAAUUUUUUUAUAUGUUGAAUAUUUUUCGUUAUCAUAUAAUAUGAAAUUAAUUCUAAAUUCUUAAACAUAGAUUCAUUACAUUAUGAAUUGUUAAAUGAAAACGAAUAUUAUUAUAAAAAAAAUAUAUGAAAUCAUGUGAUUAUGUUCUUUUUUUUUUUGGUAUGAAUAUUUAUUUGUGACAUUGUAUCUACAUAUCAUUUUAGUUAAAUAUAAAAUUUAAAAAUUUUGACCCUAUGGGUUUUGGAAAAUUAAAUGUGAUUUAUUAAAAAUAUUUUUACAUGAUCAAAAAUUAAUUUGUAUGAAGAUAAUAUAAUUAAUAUUUAUAGAAAAUUUUGUUUCUAAAAUGAAAUUAUAAGCACAAAUGAUUUUUAUUAAAUGUUAUUUUCAUUUCUGCUCAUUGUAGUGGCAUGUAUAUGCAAUAAUAGAAGCAACACUUUUUUCCAAAUAUCCUUAAAAAAACCAAUACUGAUUUAGAGAUAUACCUAGAUAUAUAUUAUCUAAGCAUGAAAGAACAUGAGUAUGAAAUAUAAAGAUAUAAAAAAUAUA